AUGGACCUUAAUUUUUAGAAUAACUAAUUCUUUUAUCAUUGUUUAAGAGGGCCAUCAUCUGCUAGAAGGAAUUCAACACCUAGAAGAAGACAUAAAUUAGUUUAGGCAACCGUAUAAUUAGACUUAAGCCUAGUGCAAAAUAAUAAUCAUUUAGCUGACUCUGCAAUUAUUAGUAUAUCAAAAGAUAGAUAAGAGAGAAGUGUUCCUUAGACUUAAACAUAAGAGUUAUUAAAAACAGAUUUUCCAAAUAGAAAACAAAUGCUUAUCUAAAAAAGUUCUAAUGUACAUAGAUAAUUAACUUAAAUGAUUGACACUAAUAGAUAAAUUAUUUUAUUAGAUCAUACAAAAGAUCAAUCAGAUGUGAUUCUUUAAUAUCUUCCAUAAGGUCAAAUAUUUUUAAAUAAGGCGAAUUAAUCAAUUUUAUAGAGUUGGAUACCAACAUUACCUUAAGAUGAAAGAAAAUAAGUAGAAAAAUAUAAAAAAAACUUUCCAAUCCCUAGAAAUAUUCCAUAUCAUGAAAUCAUUGAUGGUUUAAAUACAAUUUAUGGAUAAGGAAAAAAUAGAAGAUUAUGGCCAGGAGAAGAGGCUUUAUUAAUGGAAACUAUUAGAUUAUAUAUAAAUAAAAUACUAUAGAAUCCAAAAUUAUUAAUACAUAGUGUUCCAUUUACAUUGUAAUAAAUUAUCAAAAUAUCAGGAUUGACUGAAAUAGAAAAUAAUAAAUUUUGUAUGCUUUAAUUAGAAUGUCAUUGGAAAAUGAUGAUCACAAGAUUUAGAUAUAGUGGCAAUAAAGAAUUAAAUAAAAAAUCUUGGUAAAAUUGGUUUGAAAUGGCAUAAAUGAAAGGACAUUUCUUAAAUUUACAAAAUGAUAAUAUUCUAACUUAGUAUCUAUUAAAGCAUCAGUAAAUAGAUUGA
Molecule: messenger RNA, 912 nt
Organism: Paramecium sonneborni
Lineage: Eukaryota; Ciliophora; Oligohymenophorea; Peniculida; Parameciidae
Source: the annotation of a GenBank genome assembly